AACUAACUCAGCAUUUCUACCAAGAAAAAAAAAACACAAACAAAAAAAAAAGCGCUUCCCAUUCUCAUCAGAAACGAGUUGGAGUCGCACUGAACUCAACUCGCCGGAGUUCUCGUUCGCACCACGAUUCUGCGAUUGGUCCCUAAAGCGAAGCGGUUAACAACUAAUUGCUGUUUAUUAAGAUCCAAAAGCCUCGGUUAGAAGUCAUGUCUGUUCCUAACGAGGAAAACUUGUCAUCACAGUCACAGCUUCCAUCUCACUUUUUCUGGGAUCUCCUUGAUUCCAUUAUAGUUGAUGUGGCAUCAGAGUGUCACAGAGUAGCCAAGCUGGGGCUUGAUGCUAAUUUGGAAGAAGAUGAUGAAGAAUUGAAGUUAUCCGCACAAGCCAGGGUUAGAGUGGCUGAUCCUAGUAAUAAUAGUAAUGAAGCAAAUGGAAAGUACGUGGUUGACAUAUUCGGACAAACUCAUCCUACAGUAGCAAAUGAAAUAUUCGAGUGCAUGAAUUGCGGCCGAUCUAUCGCGGCAGGGAGGUUUGCUCCUCAUUUGGAGAAAUGCAUGGGCAAGGGUAGGAAGGCUCGUUUGAAGGUAACAAGAAGCAGCUCAGGCGCACAGAACCAGAACCGGUAUUCACGAGGAGGUUCUGUUUCUACACAUACAAAUCACUCUAGCAACAAUAGUAGCGUGAACCGGUUGGCAAAUGGAAACGCCGGUUUCGAGGAGCACUCAAACGGGACAACCCAUCCAUGAAAUAAUGUGAUGUAAAACAUGAAUCUUGUUUUGCUGGAAAAGCUCAUCAUGAUGUAUCUGAAUAUAGUAUUUAACGACAUUAAAGAUGUCGUCUAGCUUUGGAGUUUAACAGAAUAACAUUACCUUGUACACUGAGUUAUAUAUUGUAAUUUUCUUGAUUGCAA
Molecule: messenger RNA, 910 nt
Organism: Trifolium pratense (red clover)
Lineage: Eukaryota; Viridiplantae; Streptophyta; Magnoliopsida; Fabales; Fabaceae
Product: SAGA-associated factor 11
Exons: 4
Coding region: 207-746 (179 amino acids)
Cellular component (GO): SAGA-type complex; DUBm complex
Source: RefSeq, a predicted model, not a curated record